Molecule: messenger RNA, 693 nt
Organism: Cladophialophora yegresii CBS 114405
Lineage: Eukaryota; Fungi; Ascomycota; Eurotiomycetes; Chaetothyriales; Herpotrichiellaceae
Product: endo-1,4-beta-xylanase A
Exons: 3
Coding region: 1-693 (230 amino acids)
Biological process (GO): xylan catabolic process
Molecular function (GO): hydrolase activity, hydrolyzing O-glycosyl compounds
Source: RefSeq, a predicted model, not a curated record
AUGGUCUCCUUCUCUUCACUCUUCCUCGCGCUGACUGCUGCCGCUGGAGUCUUCAGUGCUCCAGCUGGUGGUGAGCUUGCAGAGAGAAAUAACUUCGCUCCACUCCAGUGGCUCAACAAGCGCACGUCUCCUGGCACCGGGACCAACAACGGGUACUUCUACUCGUUCUGGACCGACGGCGGCGGUGGCGUGACCUACACCAACGGCGCCGGCGGCUCAUACACCACGCAAUGGAGCAACGUCGGCAACUUUGUCGCCGGAAAGGGCUGGAAUCCCGGUUCUGCCAGAACCAUCAACUACUCCGGCUCCUUCAGCCCAAGCGGAAACGCAUACCUGGCAGUCUAUGGCUGGACCACCGGCCCUUUGAUCGAGUACUACAUCCUCGAAUCCUACGGGACGUACAACCCGGCAUCCAGCAGCGGGUUGACCUACAAGGGCCAACUCCAAAGCGACGGCGGCACAUAUAACAUCUACACUUCUCAACGUGUCAAUGCGCCAUCCAUUCAAGGCACCGCGACCUUUUCGCAGUAUUGGUCCAUCCGCACCAGCAAGCGCGUCGGCGGCACCGUUACCACGGCCAAUCAUUUCAAGGUGUGGAAGAAGCUCGGGAUGAAUCUUGGGGCGUUUAAUUACCAGAUUGUCGCUACGGAGGGUUACCAGAGCAGUGGAUCGUCGAGCAUCACGGUUUCCUGA